AUGCCGGGGUUGGUAGGAGAGACCCAUACCGCGUUUGUUAAGGGCAGGAAAAUUCAUGAUGGGGCGCUCAUUGCCUGUGAGAUGGUUCAUUGGCUGAAGACGCGGAAAAAGACAGCGGCUAUUAUCAAACUGGAUUUUCAAAAAGCUUAUGAUAGAGUAAGGUGGAGUUUUGUUGAUAUUGUACUACAGAAGAUGGGUUUUUGCCAACGGUGGAGGAAUUGGAUAAAGGAGUGUGUGAGUACGGCUACGAUGUCAGUCCUGGUAAACGGGUCACCAUCCAAACCGUUCAAGAUGGAGAGGGGACUAAGACAAGGGGACCCCCUUUUUGCACUACUGUUUGUGCUAGUGGUUGAUGUUUUGCAUAGGAUGUUGGGGGAAGCGGUGAGGAACGAGCGCAUUGCCCCGCUGCUGGUCGGGGGUGAUCAUAUUGAAUUGUCACACCUACAAUUUGCAGAUGAUACCAUUCUGUUUUGCCCUCCAGAGACUGAGACGAUUAUGCCCAAGGCGGUGGCUGACAAGCUGAUUGCGUUACAAAGGAGCUUUAUGUGGUGCAAGGAGGAUAGUAACUGUGGUAUACCUUUGGUCAAGUGGGAGAUGGUCCAGACUCCGAAAAAGGCUGGAGGCUUGGGGGUUGGGGAUGCAGUGCUUCGAAACACAGCACUCUUGUUUAAGUGGUGGUGA
Messenger RNA from Arachis ipaensis, 681 nucleotides. The record is from RefSeq and is a predicted model, not a curated record. NCBI's taxonomy places the organism in Eukaryota, Viridiplantae, Streptophyta, Magnoliopsida, Fabales, Fabaceae.